CCUGGUCAGUCAGGGACGUGGCGAGGCCGCUGUAGUGGUUUGCUCGCCUCAUCGGCUGUUUUCGGCUGAGCUUCUGCGCCUGUCGGCGGCGGUUUCCAGGGAUGUCCUGGGUGGUUCUCGUGGCGGCGGCCGGCGGGGUUGCCCUCAUCUCGGCCUUCCUCAUGUUGCUCUACAUCGCGUCGCUAAUGGCCAGCCCGAAGCCUUUCUCGUUAUCUGGCGCGCACGUUGUGGUGACUGGAGGCUCCAGUGGCAUUGGAAAAAGUAUUGCUGUGGAAUGCUUUAAGCAAGGUGCUUUUAUAACACUACUUGCGAGAAAUGAGAACCGGCUAUUGGAGGCCAAGAAAGAAAUUGAAAAAUAUGCAGUUAAUGAUAAGCAGGUUGUGCACUGCAUCUCUGUAGAUGUUUCCAAAGACUCUGCAGAUGUGGAACGGGUCCUCAAACAAGCUCAAGAGAAGUUGGGUCCAAUUGAUAUGCUUGUCAAUAGUGCUGGGAUGUCAGUUACUGGAAAAUUUGAAGACCUUGAUACUAGUAGUUUUGAGAAAUUGAUGGCUGUCAACUACCUGGGAAGUGUUUACCCAACUCGUGCAGCCAUUACCACAAUGAAGGAACGAAGAAUGGGAAGGAUUGUGUUUGUGUCAUCCCAGGCUGGGCAAGUUGGACUAUUUGGUUACUCAGCUUAUUCUGCAGCAAAGUUUGCACUUCGAGGAUUAGCUGAAGCUUUGCAAAUGGAGGUAAAGCCCUAUAAUGUCUAUGUAACAGUUGCCUAUCCUUCGGAUACAGAAACACCUGGCUUCAUAGAAGAAAAUAAGACAAAGCUUUUAGAGACUAGACUUAUUUCAGAAUCAUCAUCGCCUCUUUACCAGCCUGAUUAUGUUGCCAGAAUCAUUGUUAAAGAUGCCAUACAAGGAAAAUUCAGCAGUUCCAUUGGUACUGAUGGCCACAUGUUGAAUAUCUUAACUAGUGGAAUGUCGCCAAUGAAUUCUCUUGGUGAAGCCCUAGAGACGGUUAUUUGCAUGGGCUUAUUCCGCCUCAUUGGCCAGUACUAUACAGCAAGCUUUGACAGCAUAGUUCGCCGCUGCAUGAUACAAAAGGAAAAAUCUGAAAAAACGGACUGAAUGUGAGCAUUAUUUUAAAAGUUAGUUUGCUGCUAAAUGAGACUCUCUCUCUCUCUCUGACAUAAGCCUCAUAUGAAUAGACGGUGUACAUGAAAGAAGUAGUAAUCCUCUAUGGUGAAAGAAGGAAAUAAAUGUAUAACACAAGAAAAUGAGGUUAUGCGGAAGCACUAAUGAAGAAGCCUACAUUUUCCCCUGUGAUUUGAAGUAACAAGCAGAUUGUUGCCUUAGAAACAAGCCUUUUGGAGGAGCAGAACUUCAGUGGCCUGUUUGCUAUCAAUUCCGGACCGACAUUAAUUACCCCUUUGUUAGCAGUGGUGAAAGAUGGAUUCAGUGAUGUGUAUCUUAAUCUAAGGGCAGAUUCGGAUGUGUUCUGUGACUUCCCACACAACUGUGUCCCACCUCAGAUUUCAUAAGGAGGCUCAAGUUGUAUAUUAUCCUGAUAAUGUGCUUGCCAGAGAAACGAAUUGUGUGGGUGAUGCUCUGCACGUAGGCUACUUACAUGAGGUAUAAUUGGUCAGCUUAUAGUGAAAGUAGCCAAGCUUGAGUCUUAGAGUUGGCAGGGGGAAAGUAAGCAUUCCUCUCUCGAAAUUUGAGGUGUUGCAAAAUUUGAAAGUACAGUGCCAUUUUAAAGAAUAAACAUUUGAACUGCCCUUAAAAAUGCAAUCUUGGAGGUUUACUUCAGUUUCCUUCUAUCAAGGUUUUAGGGUCUUCUCUAACACUGGAUAUUUUGGCUAACCUUUCCCACUCCUGAUGGUAUACUGUAACUUUUGUGAAGUAUUUUCCUUAUUGUAUUAAUCAAGCACUAUAAUAUGUAAUAUAUGGAAAUCCUUGAUAGCAGACCUGUAUGAUCCUAAGUUCUCAGUGUCGGAGUAAUGAAGUAUGCUUUUAGCAAUUGUGUAUCUUUAAGGGAAAUGAAGGACCUUUUCUUCACUGAGCUACCCUAGGUGAGUAUUUCUGUCCAUGAUAAAGGAAAUCCAAUUUAAGCAAAGCUUUCACAACUAGAAAUGUUUUGUAAAUGUCUUCAUUAAAUGUAACUUCAUGUUUGUCUCUGUCAGCUGUGUACAAGAGGAGGCUUUUAUGCUGCUGUAAUUCAGGCUAGAAAUACAAAUGAGCCAGUCAAAUGCUAGAUUUCACUAGAAUUAAAUUUAGCUCAAGGAAGUGCUGGGGUCCUUCUAUGGCGGCAGCGUAACUUUCAAUACUCUCUGUGUUAAUCCCCCCCCCCCCCCAGAUAACAAUUUUAUUAAAUGCGUACUAUCUGGAUUUAAAAAACACCAGUGAUACUAGCGUUUACUUGCCCUCUGUCAAAGACUGGUUCCUAUUUGGAUACAAAUAUCAUGCCCCUUCCCCCCCUCCCCCAGUGCUCAGUUCCUAAAGACAAUUCCUGCUAUACCCUGACAUUAUUUAAGUGCCUAAGAUGAAUCUUGCUUGCAACAGCCUCAGCUUUUAUGUUUGGUUAGCAGGGAUACACCUUUAAGAACUGGAGGCCUUCCUUUGGCAUUUUCUUCCAAAAAUAAAAGUGGUUGACUUGUAAAAUUUAUUUUUUUAAAAGAGGUCCUCUGGAGAGCAUCCUUUGAGGCUAGAUCAUUCCCACGAAUUUCAGAUCAAUUAGCAAGUCUUCCAAAUUUUAAGAGAUUUUUAGAUUCUUAUAGCUGGUACAGUUUAUAUUGUUAAUCAGAAAAAUACUGAGUGGCCAUGUUUACUUUGGGGUUCUUGUGCACAAGUAUUGGUUUUCCAAGCAUUGUGUAAGUGAACCUGCAUGCUGCCAAUCUUAAUUGUAUGCUUUUGAGCCAUUCUGGCACUUUGAGGGACUCUUGUUAGAAGAUUGUCCUUGGCAAGUUGUGCCCAUGUUCAUCUUAAGGGCACAGACAUUGAAAGUUCUUAGUUCACUUGCAGUAAGCAGCUGCAUGAUUCAAAAGCAUUUGGACAUUAAUAGUGGAACAUCACAUUGGAAUCAGCAGCUUUGCAUGUACUCCUUAGAACAUUUUUAUGGCAAGUGUUGAAGUAGAGUUUGCUGACCGUGUCUGCAACAUUGAACUCAGUUUCUGCUUAUACUUGGAAUGAUUCUCUACAGCUCUAGACUAUUCUGACUGGCUAACAAGUUAGCUAGGUCAAAUUUUGAAAUAAUUUAAAGCAAUUCAGAAAUGCCAAAUACUUUAAGGAGCCACUCAAACAUCUGUUUUUCACCACCAUUUUACGGCUAGCUGUCUUGCAUGUUUAAUUUUAAUGGGAGAAAGCUAAGGAUUCUCCUGUGAAGUCAACAGGACUUAAGCAUGCCUGUCUUAAGGGAUCAUACCCUUGGUUGUUUCUUUGUUUGUCACAUUUCCAGGUUUGCUUCAGCUCUAAAUGCUAAACUUAAUCUAAUGAUAUUUAGCAUUUUGGAUCAUAUUCAAAAUUACUAGUGUACUAAAGAAAAAGAAGGAAAUGAGUAAUUAUCCUAAAAUCGUUACCUGUGAAACAUUAGGCACUUUUUAAUGUUAAUAUUGGACAUGGCUAAAACCCAUAGCCCAUUUAUGGUUGUUGCUUAACAAAGUUCUGUGCCAGAAUUGUAAAAUGUCAAUAUUUUGUAUUUCACAAAAUAAACUGGAAGAAGUUAUAUUUAAA
Molecule: messenger RNA, 3716 nt
Organism: Eublepharis macularius
Lineage: Eukaryota; Metazoa; Chordata; Lepidosauria; Squamata; Eublepharidae
Gene: KDSR
Product: 3-ketodihydrosphingosine reductase
Exons: 10
Coding region: 102-1115 (337 amino acids)
Biological process (GO): sphingolipid biosynthetic process
Cellular component (GO): endoplasmic reticulum membrane
Molecular function (GO): 3-dehydrosphinganine reductase activity
Source: RefSeq, a predicted model, not a curated record